GUACGUAUGUAUCAUCUGAUGCAAAAUAAACUUUCAGUCCAAUUGCGAUAAACUACCAAAUCAAGAUGCAAACACUAGGAACAUUAAUGCUACUAAGAGGAACCAUAAUGAGUAUAAUUAUACAGUAUAGUACAAAUUAAUGAUUUAGACCACCAACAAGUAUAAUUUUAAUUCCCUCUAGCUUACUAUUUACCAUUGUUUAUAUACCCCCAUCUCUGUGUACACUGUUUGUAUACCUGGAUAAAUUGUAGAGUUGUAUAAAUUUAUGGCAAGUGAGAGUGAAGGAGGACGCAUGUUGUUCUUCUCUCAGCCUACAACAACAACAACAGACGACUUGGCGUUGGCUUGUGUUAUUAACCAUCCACCUUUAUAUAUGGCGGGGCUACUAAGUUAAAAACUUUGAAAAAAUAUUAAUUCACUUGCACAUAUAAACGAUGUCAGUUGAACCUCCUACCCAUGAAGAGAUCCAAAUAGACGAUGAAGUAGAAGAAAUUGAGGAGGAGGAAGAGGAUGAGGAGGAGGUGGAUGAGGAAGAGGAUGUAGAUGAAGAGGAGGAGGAAGAAGAGAUAGAGGAAGUGACACAUGGUAGGAGCACUGGCAGAGGCCUCACCUUGAAGACUCUGGUGAAGGAAGGCAUCUUACAGCCUGGCGAGGGACUCAUGACCAUCAAUUAUCUGGGGAACAAGUUCAAGGGUGACCUGUUACCUGAUGGGAGAAUUCGUUCACAAGAAACAAACAAGAUCUUCGGCACACCCAGCGCAUGGGCCAUCUACUGUAAGAAGAUCGUCAACCCAGACAAGAAGUCUGGCUGUGGAUGGGCGUCGGUACGUUAUCGUGGAAAAAAGUUGGACUCCUACAAGAACAAUUGGUUCCGGCAGAAGCAACUCGAAUUUGAGAAAGAGGGGGAAGCAUUGGAUGAGGAGGAGAUGACUGACAGUGACAGUGAUGGACCUCAUGAGCAAGAGAUUGUUGAGUUUGAGCUGAUUGGCAAUAGACAUCCUAACCACGACAUGAACACAAUGGUUGAAUUAACGUCAUUCCAAUCCCUGGGACGGAUGCAGCCCUUCACGGUGACUAUGUCGUCCUCCGCCAUGGCCAUGAUUGAUAUUCACGCUCACCUCACCACCUCAGAGGUCGUAGGGUAUCUGGCCGGGCAGUGGGACGUCACAAACCACACAGAUCUGAUUGUGUCUCAUGCCUUACCGGUACGUUGCCGGCUGGGUGAUGGGGAGAAAGGGCGUGUUGUCGAGCAAGCACUGUAUGCUGAGAUGGAGAAACUUAAUUUGUCUCUUGUUGGAUGGUAUCACUCUCACCCGUUCUCCCCUCCUUUGCCCUCACUAAGAGAUAUAGACUCCCAGCUGGAGUACGAGUUAAAGAUGAAAGGCUCAAAUGAUGCGAGCUACACUCCAUGCAUUGGUAUUAUAGUCUCACCAUAUGUAAGAGGUGGAGGCCAGGGAACAACAGCAACUGGCUUCUGGGUGAUGCCACCACCAGAACAUAAGCCCCAGGAAUAUGGACGACCCAUGAGCAUCCAGUUCACUAUUGUCCAAGAUGCUUUUAUACCUAAGGAUGCUCUUAUUCAUGUGCGUGACACAGUGAAGUUCUUCAAGGACUGUCCCGAUAGUGUAGUAUUCAGUGACGUAUUUCAGGAUCGCUUUACCUACUGGGACAAAUUAAAGACUGCCAUCCGUAUGUGUGUACCCAAGGACCAUUAUGCUCCGCUGAUGGACUAUCUUGCCAAGCUCUUAGAACUAAAGAAUUAUGUACCUGAACCAACAGUAGUUUCAAGUAAGUCAAAAUCCUCGACUUCAGGACCAAAGCCACAGACUUCAGCUGAACUUACACCAAUUGAAUCCUCCUCUACUACUACUGUGCCCAGCUCAGUCAUUAAGAACAGAACAUCUAUAGAUACUGGAAGUGGUGUAGUACAUAUCGAUGAAAAUAUAACAGCUGAAGUACUUAAGAGCUCACAGACUACAGUUAGUGUCUCUCCAGAAAAUUUAAUGUCCGAAUCUGUGUCGAUCCUGAAAAGUCAAACUCAAGUUCAGUCCAUGGAAGUCUCUAUGCCAGAAGCUGUGAGAUCACCACACCUUGACACACAGCAAGGUCAUUGUGAACCAAAACAGCUACGUGCACAGCAGGAAGAGUACCAACCACCAAGCUACCAGCAGCACAGUCCACCAGCAUAUAAGCCGCCACAACAGGAACACUUGUACGAAGAGCAGAAGCAGGAGUCAGAAGUUCAGCAAGAAUUCCUCCGAGAGCAGGACUACGACAAGCACCAACAUAAACAGACCCCACAACAAUACCAACAACAGUUACAGUACUCACAGCAGAUUGAUGACUACCAAGGAGAUCAGAAAUGUGAGGAGGAACUUCAAAAAGAAUAUCGUGAACCACCCCCAAGUUACCACCAGCAGCACUUUACAAUACCAACUGGCUACAUCCACGAAGAACCAAAGACAUCACGUCCACUUGAAGACAGAGUACCAGGAUCAGAUGCACAGCAGGUAGAGGAAGGAACACAAGGCACGUCACAUUAUCAUGAAAAACUUGCAUUGGACCCUUGGGGGGGCCACAGACAGAGUGAGCCACCCCAUCAGAGUGAUAGCAGGGAAGUUGAGGUCAUUCAACCUAUGGAUCUGGAUACUCAGUCCUAAUAUUGUACUCGAGACUUACGGUAACUUUACCAUAUAAAACAAUGCUGUACUUGGUAACUCCAAAUGUAAUACUGUACCUGUAGUUUUACAUAUGGAAUUAUAUCAUCAGCUCCACCUUCCAAAGUAGAGAUGGUUGAAAUAUAACUACUAUAUAAUUUAGCUAAUUAUCUCUUUAAAUAGGUAUUCAAAUAUGCUUUAUAUUGUCUAAGGAUAUAAAUAUGAACAGACCAACCAUCCACAGGAGCUGGUGAGUCCACUAUAAACUAUGGGUAGUUCUAGUAACACAGACACAUGUGGGGGACACAGACACCUACUAGUGAUACUGACACAUGUGGGGGACACAGGCACCUACUA
Messenger RNA from Homarus americanus (American lobster), 3014 nucleotides. Its product is annotated as MPN domain-containing protein-like. The record is from RefSeq and is a predicted model, not a curated record. Lineage: Eukaryota; Metazoa; Arthropoda; Malacostraca; Decapoda; Nephropidae. Gene Ontology annotation, cellular component: BRISC complex; BRCA1-A complex. The coding region runs from base 435 to 2660 and encodes 741 amino acids. The transcript has 11 exons. Gene Ontology annotation, biological process: double-strand break repair. Gene Ontology annotation, molecular function: metallopeptidase activity; polyubiquitin modification-dependent protein binding.